Peronospora matthiolae is the source of this 2085-nucleotide messenger RNA. The record is from the annotation of a GenBank genome assembly. Lineage: Eukaryota; Oomycota; Peronosporomycetes; Peronosporales; Peronosporaceae.
AUGCGCGUGUUUGGAUGUCGGGCUUUUAUCCUGACACCAAGGGAGAAGCGAUUGAAGUGGGACCCGAAGGCUCGUGAAGGGAUGUUCAUGGGCUACGAAGAAGUGUCAAAAGCUUAUCGAGUGUACGACAUUGAGGCGGACCAAGUGGUGAUCAGUCGUGACAUCACCUUCGACGAAUCGACUUUUGACUUUUCGAUGGACCGACCAAGUGACGAUGAUGAAGAUGCGGAGUUGGAUCUCGACCUCCUGGCGAUCAACGAGGACGACGUGCGUCAAACUGUCUACAAGCAGACUGGCAAGCGCAAGAGUGAAGCAAGACCCGGCAUGUCACGUUCAGCUCGCCCUCGAACUGGAUUGGAACAAGCAAGUGCGCCGGCACACGUCUCCAACCGUCACCAGAAACGACGAUCAAGUGCUCCAGAAACGAUGUCUGAUGACGAAGAAGAUGCAAGCGUCUACGAUCAAGAUGACGACUUGACGCCUCCAACAUUUUGGCGUGCAAGUGCAAACGCAGUGGAAGCAACGGACCUAGCAGAACCUGUGACUUUUCAAGACGCGAUCAAUGGUCCUGAUCAAGCUCACUGGCGAAAUGCUGUGAAGGCGGAACUCAAGUCGAUGCAUCUUCGUGGAGUUUUCCGUGCGGCAAAACUACCAAGAGGCCAAGGCGCGAUCGGCACCAAGUGGGUGUUCAAGAUCAAGCGCAAAGCGGAUGGAUCGGUCGAGAAAUACAAGGCGCGUCUCGUUGCCAAGGGCUUCAAGCAGAAGUACGGCAUCGACUACACAGAGACGUUCUCGCCCGUGGUCAAGUACGUGACACUGCGUAUGGUGAUCGCGAUCACCAAGUAUUUCGACUGGCCACUGGACCAACUCGAUGUGGUGACAGCCUUUCUCUACGGAGUGAUGAAGGAGAAGGUGUACUGCGUGGUACCAGAAGGCGUCGAGAUGGAUGGCGACUUCGACUGUCUCGAGUUGGUGAAGGCGAUCUACGGUCUCAAGCAAGCUUCACGUGUGUGGAACGAGACUUUCGAUGAGUUCGUAUGCUCUAUCGGUUUUGAAGCGUCGGCGUUCGACCCAUGUCUCUACAUCAAGGUUGUCGAUGGUCACUGUGUGCUCGUGCUGGUCUACGUGGAUGACGUGUUGGUCACCGGCAGCUCGCUCGAGUUGAUUGCGCAGACGAAGGCCGACCUCAAGACGCGUUUCGAGAUGACCGACAGUGGCAAGUGUACUUUUGUACUGGGCAUCGAACUGGUGGACGAAUCGGAUGGCAGCGUGACGAUGUGCCAGCGACGGUAUGUCAACGACAUCCUCAAGCGCUUCGGCAUGGAUGAGUGCAAGGCCACAUCAAGUCCGGUCGACUUGAGCACUCGGCUUGUCGCAAGCACCGAAGCGGCCAAGAUCGACGUUCCGUUUCGUGAAGCUGUGGGAGCUUUGAUGCACUUGACGACUGCGACGCGCCCGGACAUUGCGUAUGCUGUGGGGUACGUCUCGCGCUUCAUGGAGAAUCCGCAGCAAGAACAUUGGACGGCGGUGAAGCGCAUCUUUCGUUACUUGCAAGGGACCAAGUCGCACGGACUCCGAUUCCAGCCAAGCGAUAAGAUCGACUUUCGUGGCUACUCGGACGCGGACUGGGCCGGCGACCACGCUGAUCGCAAGUCGACUUCGGGUUACACUUUCAUGCUGAUGGGUGCUCCUGUGAGUUGGGGAAGCAAGAAGCAGUCAAGUGUGUCGCUGUCGACGAGUGAAGCGGAAUACAUCGCACUGAGUCUGGCCAUCCAGGAAGGCAAGUGGGUGCAUCGCCUGCUAUGCGAGAUUUUGGCGGCCGCAAACGAACCAGGACCGGACCUCGUCAUCCGUGAAGACAACCAGUCGUGCAUCAAGAUGACGAAGAAUCCGGUGAAUCAUGGCCGCGCCAAGCACAUCGACAUCAAGUACCAUCACAUCCGUGAUGAGGUCAAGCGCGGUGAAGUGCAGCUCGAGUAUUGCGAGACUUCCGUGAUGAUGGCGGACAUCAUGACCAAGGGACUUUCGGGACCUCGUCACAAGGACUUGACGACGGCUCUCGGCAUUCGUGCGAGUUCGGAUUGA